This is a messenger RNA of Xenopus tropicalis (tropical clawed frog), 4135 nucleotides long. It is a transcript of the gene pwwp2b, whose product is annotated as PWWP domain containing 2B. The transcript is spliced from 3 exons. NCBI's taxonomy places the organism in Eukaryota, Metazoa, Chordata, Amphibia, Anura, Pipidae. Bases 207 to 2015 code for a protein of 602 amino acids. The record is from RefSeq and is a predicted model, not a curated record. Gene Ontology annotation, biological process: neural crest cell migration; eye development; head development.
GAGGAGGAGAACCGGGGGGCGGAGCGAUAAGUGAAGGGGCGGGGAAUCCCGUCGUGACGUCGGCGCUGUCCCAGAGCAGCUGAGAGGAGUCGGAGGCGGCUGAGGCGGACGAGAGAAAGAAGGGGGCGCUGUGCGGCGGUCCGGACCCUGCGCUGAGGGAGUUACAAGGCCGGCGCUGGAGCUGGCAUCCGGAAAGCCAAGCGAGCAUGGAGGCCGCGGCCGGGCCAGAGCUGCAGGUCGGCUCCCUGGUACCGGUCCUGCUGGAGCAGAUGGUAAACGACACGCUGGUGGUGACACUGAGCUGCGGGGGGAAGCGCUACAGCGGGAUCCUGCUGGACUGCAGCAAGAAAUCUGGGUUGUUCUGUGUGCCGCCUACUCCAUUUCCAAAGCACGAUGAACCACCUAUGGAUAUUACUCCUACUGAUGUUGAACAUCCACCGGCUGAAGCAGCUCUUCAAGAUGUUGGCCAACCUGUACCAAGCAACAAUCAAUGCCCUCCUCUCCUUCCACCCCCAGGGACCGCUCCUUCUUAUCCUCCUUACUUCGAAGGUGCCCCCUUUCCUACACCUCUGUGGCUGAGGCACUCCUACAAUCAGUGGGUCCCGCAGCCACCCCCACGGACUAUUAAAAGGACAAAAAGACGAAUGGCAAGAAAUAGAGACUCAGGGAGGCUCAUAAUGAGCACCAUUCGACUAAGGCCGCGGCAAGUCCUUUGUGAGAAGUGCAAAAACACACUAAAUUCCGAAGAGUCUGAUAAAGAUAAACAGAAUGACUCUAGAAAUGGUAGGAUAAAUUCCGAAGAGUCCGAUAAAGAUAAACAGAAUGACUCUAGAAAUAGUAGGAGGCUUAAUGGUGAUGAUAAAGAGAAAACUAAAUCUCAGCCUAACUGUGAAGACCUAAAGACUAUGAAAGACAAAAAAGAUGAACAGAGUACCCCUAAGGACUUGGUGCACAGAAGUCCGGUUAUAAAGAUCUCAUACAGUACUCCACAGGGUAAAGGGGAAGUGGUUAAGAUUCCAUCACGUGUCCAUGGCUCUGUUGAGCCUUUUUGUCCAAACCAGACUUUACAAAAUGGAAGCAGGGACCAAGAAAUGCCAAAGGAUGUUGAUAGACAUCAUACGCCCAGGCGCUUAGUGGAUAAGUCAACGAGUAACCAGUUAGCUUCCAUUCCAAAGUUAAAGUUACCUAAACCCUCGCAUUCCAGUUUGGAGGCGCCACCUCCCAAAAUCAGGUUAAAACCACAAAGGGGUAGUGGCGGACAGAGUGUUUCUGUAUAUAAGUCUGAGCUUAUAGAUGGGAUCCAUGAUCACCAAAACAGCAGAGGGUCUGAAACAGAUUCUUCUUCCUUUUAUAUGGAUGACUCCAGAGAAAGAAGCUUUCAUGAUGUCUCCUUGGGGAGUUCGGGGGAAGAUGAUGACUUUAAGGGGUUUCCGCACACCAGAGAAGGACACAACCUAAAUUUACUUAGGGGUUACCGGAAAAGGAAAGCCGAUUCUUCUAGUGCUUCUUUAUGUAGCAAUGACAGUUUAGAUGAAUCCAAAUCCUCUUGCCUGGAACUAAAUGGCAUGGAAUUUUGCGACCUUCUUCCUGGAGAUGACCUCUCUGUGUCGUCUUCCAAAGACGAACAAAAAACGGUUCCACCUCUCACGGUCAGGCUGCACAGUAAAAGUGUUUCGAACUGCAUUAAUGUAGAAGGAAAGACCGUUUCAGUGGGGGAUAUAGUAUGGGGAAAGGUUCACGGGUUUCCAUGGUGGCCUGCAAGAAUUCUUAGCAUUAAUGUCAAUCAAAAAGCGGACGGAGAUCCAUCGUGGCAAGAGGCGACCGUUUCAUGGUUUGGUUCUCCGACGGUUUCUAGUUUAUCUGUUUCAAAACUUUCCUCAUUCUCUGAAUUCUUCAAGCUAAGGUUUAAUCGCAAGAAGAAAGGAGUGUACCGCAAAGCUAUUGCCGAGGCUGCUAAAGCUACUGAUCACCUGACUCCAGAAAUUAGGGAACUGUUAACGCAAUGUGAAACGUAGCAUUAGGACCAGAAGCAGAUAUGGUGAGAACCCACAGCUGCUCCCUCCUCCUAAAAACAUCCUGACAAGUCCCACUGGAGACUCCUGCCAUGGUACAUCCUUGAGAGGAAGACGAGGCACCCUGCCAACUGUCACCUGACCGCCGCGCCGCCCUUGUUGUACCAAACUGACACGAGGAACUCACAGAGACGUCAUCCACGACUACCAAACCCCUCUCGAUUCCAUUUCCAAUCGAGGAACAAACUCUUAUUUAUUACUGAAAGGAAAUCUACUUUUUGUUAAAAACCUAUAAAACCCCCUCUUGCUGCUGCUUAGUGUACAGGUAACGGACUAAAGCUGCCACACACGACGGAAGUAUUUAAUCCGUGGAUACGACUGCAAUAGGAUUCUCGCCGUAGGGCUCUUACAAGUGCUAACGAUUCAGAGAGAAAUCAUCCAAACGCACCUUCGCUUAUUCUCCCGCUCACAUUUCGUUUGUUUUCUGAGAUUUUUGCCAAAUUUUAUAGUAGGUCCCGUGGUAACUGCGGUUCUUUAACUUGGUUUAAUAGUGAUUGUAACUCUAGGUUAUACAACAAAAAAAACUGAAGUUUAUAUUUUUUACCAAGAUGACAAAAAGGUGUUUUAUUUCUUUUUAUCCCAAGAACGGUUAAUCUGCGCUAGAGGAAAAAUAUACCCGCGUCAGCAAGGUUUAUCUAUAUCCCUAAACAGAAAACAAAGGUCUGGAUUUACUAAAAUAUAAUUACUAGAUUGCCCCGGUGCAUUUACUCAUUACAACCAAUCAAAGCUUAGCUUUCAUACUGGUCAGAACUAUAUGCUCAUUGGUUGCUGUCGGUGGAUACACUAGGUACAGUUUAGCACCUAUGCAAGUAAAGGAGCCUUAUGAGUGAAGACCUGGUAUUCUUUGUACACAAAACAUUCCGGGGCUUAUUUACUAAUAUAGGUGCUGACUUACAGUAAUGGAUUUACGUACAUGACUAUGGUACAUGGGGUAUUUUGUCCGUCACUGCCUUUUAGAUGUAAAAUGGAAAGUACCCCAUAUGACGCAUGGUGGACCUCAGAUCUAUAAAGUUUUGGGGCAAAGUUCUGCCCCAUGAGUUCCCAUGAGUCAUAGCCCACAGGAACCAAUCAAACCUUAGCUUUUUUUUUUUUGUAGCUUUAGGCUAAUGCCAGAUGAGGCGUAGGGCAGAAAAUACCGCCCUACGCCUCCUACAUGUGUCUGUUCAUUCGGGUGCAGGCACAAGUAGGAGGCGUAGGGCGGAAUUUUCGGCAAGCGUUUUUCUGCUUGCCGAAAAUAUCCGCCCUACUCCUCGUCUGGUAUUAGCCUUAGAAGACUAUAUGUUGAUUGGUUGCUCUGGUGCAAUCUAGCAUCUGUUUUUAGUAAAUAAGCCCUUCGGCUUCUAACCGAUAAACAGGAGCUGCCAUAUUGUUUUGAGCAGCCAAAGCAUUUUUUUUACAGUUCAGCUACACUCCUUAUGGCCAUGCAGGGAAGAUAAAGCCAUUAAGGAAGGAAUAUGUUCUGAAUAACAGCUGAAAAUAAACCUGGGCCAUGUUAUGGGAGAUUCAUCUAUUUUAUAAGGGUAUAUUUAGCCUUUAAUCUGAGUAACUGAGAAGUUGUUCCCCCUUCAAUUCUGCUUUUGUUAUUGUGUAGAUUGCGUAAUUCCAAGACAAUUUUCAUCUGGUCACCAUGUUUUGUAGUUUUUGAACGAUUUGGUUUUGUUGUUUUGCAGCUCUCAGACUUGGGAUUUAAAUGGUUACCUGGUUGCUAGGGAAUAAAUACCUAGCAACCAGGGAGUGGUUUUAAAAUCAGAAUGCCAGAUGAAUAGUAGAGGGACUGAAUGUAAAAAUAAGCAAUAAAAAAAAAGAAUCGCAUUGAAAAUGUUCCUGUUCUAGAAAUAGGCGGAACAAGAAAGUUAAUAAACCAAAAACCCAUACAAAAUACAUAACGAUGGCCAAUGGGCAGGUUGCUUGGAGCAGGUCAGUCUAUAACAGACUAAAGUUUAAUGUAAAGGGGAACUUCCCCCCUCAAAUGCAAUGUGAAAAACAGAAAUGAAUUCAAUGUGAAGUUAUGGCAUAAAAUUCCAAAGAUAAUCAAAUAUAACAUGAAAAUAGCAAAAAAAAAA